Messenger RNA from Brassica oleracea var. oleracea, 1236 nucleotides. Its product is annotated as floral homeotic protein APETALA 3-like. The transcript is spliced from 7 exons. Lineage: Eukaryota; Viridiplantae; Streptophyta; Magnoliopsida; Brassicales; Brassicaceae. Gene Ontology annotation, biological process: positive regulation of transcription by RNA polymerase II. The record is from RefSeq and is a predicted model, not a curated record. Gene Ontology annotation, molecular function: protein dimerization activity; RNA polymerase II cis-regulatory region sequence-specific DNA binding; DNA-binding transcription factor activity, RNA polymerase II-specific. Gene Ontology annotation, cellular component: nucleus. The coding region runs from base 330 to 1004 and encodes 224 amino acids.
AAUUAAUAAACGGAAAGCACACGAUGCCCAUUUAUAGCUUUGGUCCACUCUUCCACCUAUAGACAAUUGAGUUUAAGCAGUGUCUUGUAAAUUAACCAUCAUACAUGUCCAUUCCACUUACCAAAAAGGAAAGUUUAUCACUUAGUUUUCAUCAACUUCUGAACUUACCUUUCAUGGAUUAGGCAACACCUUUUUAUAUAGUAAGUCUAGUGGGUCCUUUGCUUUCUUUUUCUUUUCUCUUUCACUUCUCUUCUUCUUAUUAUAAUCUCUUUGUCCUCUUCGCCAAAUCUCUUCAACAAAAUAUCAAAAACUAAAUAGAGAGAAGAAUAAUGGCGAGAGGGAAGAUCCAGAUCAAGAGGAUAGAGAACCAGACCAACCGACAAGUGACGUAUUCAAAGAGAAGAAAUGGUUUGUUCAAGAAAGCUCACGAGCUCACGGUCUUGUGUGACGCUAGGGUUUCGAUUAUCAUGUUCUCUAGCUCCAACAAGCUUCAUGAGUUUAUCAGCCCUAACACCACAACGAAGGAGAUCUUAGAUCUGUACCAAACAGUUUCUGAUGUUGAUGUUUGGAACGCUCACUAUGAGAGAAUGCAAGAAACCAAGAGGAAACUGCUGGAGACAAAUAGAAAUCUUCGGACUCAGAUUAAACAGAGGCUAGGCGAGUGUUUGGACGAAUUUGAUAUUCAGGAGCUGUGUAGUCUUGAGGAAGAAAUGGAAAACACUUUCAAACUCGUUCGCGAGCGCAAGUUUAAAUCGCUUGGGAAUCAAAUCGAGACCACCAAGAAAAAGAACAAGAGCCAGCAAGACAUACAAAAGAAUCUCAUACAUGAGCUGGAACUAAGAGCAGAAGAUCCUCAUUAUGGACUAGUAGACAAUGGAGGAGACUACGAUUCCGUUCUUGGAUAUCAACUUCGUUUCCAUCAGAACCAUCACCACCAUUAUCCCAACCAUGCCCUUCAUGAAGCAUCUGCCUCUGACAUCAUUACCUUCCACCUUCUCGAAUAAUUAAGGGUUUGAAGGUUGCUGGUGAUGUCAUUAUCUAUCUAUUUAAUAAAAUAAAUACUUAAAAGCGUAAGGCUGGUCCUACUGAAACCUUAAAAAUGGUCAUGUUUCUUAAUUAUGUAUUUUCUGAAACCUUAAGAAUUAUGGAUUGUGUGAUCAGUAGCUUGCUGCUUUAACUUCUUGUGGAUUGAAUGUUUCAACACUAUGUAUGAUAUUAUAUUGACGAUUUCCUACC